AUGGAGGUCGCCCCCGAUGUGCUCCACGUAGUCGGAGCAGAUUUCGAGCAGCGGUUGAAGGAGUUCCGUAUCCAGUCCGCCUCCGGCUUGGGCUGUAGCCUGUCGCCGCCCAUGACGUCGCCCUUCCCGCGAGCGCUUGGCGACCGGGAGCUGAAAAUCCCAAACAAGGUGGUGCUGGCGGAGCCAGAGGUCAGAACAGUGUGGCUGGAGCGGACGCACGUUGCCUUGGCACUCUACUGUGACGGCAUCGCUGAGCACGUACCACCAGAGGAUUUGGCGGAGCGUCUGCGCAAGGGCCGGGGCAGCGAGAAAAGCGUGGCUGCGGAGCUUACGCAAGAAGCGUACAAUCAGGGCAGCGAGCAGAACCUGACGGCCAUCACUGUCUACUUCCGCUGGCCUACGAAGCGUAGCCACGACCAGGUCAAUCCAACUCCUGCGCAGCCCCCGGCCAAGCGGCCGGCGAACGGCGACUCCACGCCCGGACUCCAGGACCCGGCACCGAAGAAGGCUCCUCAAGCAGCUAAGCGUCCGGUGCUGACAGCAGAGGAUGUGAGGAAGGAGAAAGCGUGCCGAAGGACAAAUCGCGGGCACGAACGUGUCCCGUCGCCAACACCUGCAACGCUUAUCGAAGAGCAACGCCCGGGUGAUCAGGCAGAGCACGAGCUGCAGAUCCUCCGCGUAUCAGGGGCGCUGUUCCAAGACGGUGAUGGCGACGUUGCUCAUGAGUUCCUUGGCGAGUCCAACGGCGGCCUUGAGGUCUUGAAAGCGGUUAAGGUCUGA
This is a messenger RNA of Symbiodinium pilosum, 780 nucleotides long. The record is from the annotation of a GenBank genome assembly. Lineage: Eukaryota; Dinophyceae; Suessiales; Symbiodiniaceae.